Dothidotthia symphoricarpi CBS 119687 is the source of this 908-nucleotide messenger RNA. RefSeq lists its product as uncharacterized. The record is from RefSeq and is a predicted model, not a curated record. The transcript is spliced from 2 exons. Lineage: Eukaryota; Fungi; Ascomycota; Dothideomycetes; Pleosporales; Dothidotthiaceae. The annotation marks the transcript as partial.
ACGCUGUGUUUGGACAUGUGAAGUUUGGAUAUGCGAAGUUUGGGUCAUCCACUAUUCCGUUCCGCCAUUAUAUCGAUCAUACCGUGGGGGAAAAUGAACAAAUAACAACGAUAUUACUGGUUCAGCAACAAGAUCCACUCUUUUGUAAAGGACAUAGUGAUUCGCAUUACACAGAGAGUACAAAAAGGUUGCCCAGUACAAAAUUCCUACUUCGAACAGCAAACAUGCACACAAUUCAGACUACCGACACGUUAGCGCUCGACAACCAGGAAUACCUCGAUCUCGACUUUUUUGAAUACAAUAACGAGAGCAUUCUCAUCCUGUGCUCUUUCAUGAUACAGCACAACAGUCAACCAUCCAACAAGCCAUCCUGGGCUUUGCAGGAAGAAGCGCUUGCCCUCCAGGCCCGAGGAUUCCGGGCAUACGACAUGGGACGUCGUGUGACAUUCCGGAAUGGGCCUGUCAAAGCCAUCGACGAUGUGGAUCUCUACCUCUUCAACAGCAAAAUCCACGUUGCUACCGAGCGGGGACUACUACUAGUAGCAGAUUACCUCAAACUCCUCGGCAUCCCCGAUACGCAACCGGUGCGCUUCGACGGGGAGACGCCUGCAUGGGCUCAAAAUUUCGUACCGCCGAGCCCCAACUUGAAGCGCGAUCUCAUCUCAGGGCCUGAAGAAGCUGAACUGCCACCAUCGAAGAAGUUGGCUAUCAACCAGGCGACUACAAGGGCGCUGGUGGUCUCGAUAACGACCGAUUCGACCACCAGCCUGGAGAAUAUGACCUCGCUUUCGGCCGCUGCAAGCACGCAUGGCUGUACAACUACAGGGUUGCUGACACCCCCACUCGAGAGACUCACGGACUGGCCACUUGAAGAUGAAGUCGACUGGAGUGACAGCGAGUUAGACUAG